AUGGAAAAUUUCGAGUUGGUGUUCAUCCCCUCUCCCGGGCUGAGCCACCUCGUCUCCACCGUCGAGGCCGCCAAGCUCCUCCUCGACCGGGACCCACGACUCUCCGUCACCAUCCUCGUCAUGAAGUUACCGACCGACCAAACAGUCGACAAAUACACCCGAACCACCCCAAUCACCGCACCCCGCCUCACCCUAACCAACCUCCCGAACCACGACUUCACCCCCUCCACCGACGGCAUGCCCAUGAUCGACUUCAUCAACACCCGCGGGCCCCACGUCAAGGAAGCCGUCUCGGGCCUAAUCUCCGGUGGGGCCGGGCAAAUGGGCUACCGUGUCGCGGGCCUCGUCCUCGACAUGUUCUGCACCGUCUUCAUUGAUAUUGGAGAUGAGCUCGGCCUCCCCUCUUACGUCUUCUUCACGUCGGGCGCUUCCGCACUCGGCCUCAUGAACUACCUUGUUUCGCUGAAAUUCGAGAAAGGCGAGGACCUCACCCGGUACAAGGACCCAAGCCCUGACCUGCCCGUCCCCUGCUUUUCGAGCCCUGUUCCGGCCAAAGUGCUGCCCGGGGUAUUCGUCUCGGGCGGCCCAGUUUCCUCGAAUUUCCUCGGCUACUUCAGGAGAGUGGCCGACACGAGGGGGGUCAUGGUCAACACAUUCGAAGAGCUCGAGCCCUUCGCCCUCGUGUCCCUAAAAAACGACGGGAGGAUGCCGAGGGUUUACCCGGUGGGCCCGGUGCUGAGCGCCGAGAAUCAAACCCUAGAUGGCGAGUUGAAGGAGUGGCUCGACGGGCAGCCGGACGGGUCGGUGGUUUUCCUCUGCUUCGGGACGAUGGGGAGCUUCGACCGGGCCCAGGUGGCAGAGAUUGCGGCGGGCUUGGAACGUAGCGGGGCCCGAUUCUUGUGGUCAUUGAGGAAGCCCGGCGGCCCGAGAAAGCCCGGCGGGGCUUUCGUGCCCCCAACCGAGUACGAGGAUUUCGGGGAGGUCCUUCCGGAAGGGUUCUUGGAGCGGACUUCAGGUGUCGGGAGGGUGGUCGGCUGGGCCCCACAAGUGGCAGUGCUGGCCCACGAGGCGGUCGGGGGUUUCGUUUCGCACUGCGGUUGGAACUCGACGCUCGAGAGCGUGUGGCACGGCGUGCCCGUGGCCACAUUCCCGUUGUACGCGGAGCAGCAGAUGAACGCGUUUUUGCUGGUGAGGGAGCUGGGGAUGGCGGAGCCGAUUAGGAUAGAUUAUCGGAAGGAUUUUGUUUCCGGGGAGGACGAGAUUGUGGGGGCGGAGGAGAUAGAGGCGGCUGUAAGGCAGCUGAUGGCGGCCAACUGCGGUGGGGUUAGGGAGAAAGUGAAGGAGAUGCAGGGGAAAAGCAGGGCGGCUCUAGAGGAAGGUGAUUUGGUGGGCCCCACGGGUGGCGGUGCUGGCCCACCGGGCAGUCAGGGGGUUUGUUUCGCACUGCGGGUGGAACUCUACGCUCGAGAGCGUGGGGUGCCGAUGGCUGCGUGGUCGUUGGCUGCCGAGCAGCAGGCGAACGCGCUUCAGCUGGCGACGGAGCAUGGAUUGCAGUCGAGAUUAAGAUGGAUUACAGGUGAGAUUGCGGCGUGCCGGUGCCCGCCCAGAGGAUAG
Striga hermonthica is the source of this 1614-nucleotide messenger RNA. NCBI's taxonomy places the organism in Eukaryota, Viridiplantae, Streptophyta, Magnoliopsida, Lamiales, Orobanchaceae. The record is from the annotation of a GenBank genome assembly.